Molecule: messenger RNA, 2479 nt
Organism: Prorocentrum cordatum
Lineage: Eukaryota; Dinophyceae; Prorocentrales; Prorocentraceae
Source: the annotation of a GenBank genome assembly
AGGCAAUGGCCGCCGAGGCCCCGGUGCCGAUGCACCUCGACGACGUGGAGUGCCAUAAGGGCCAGCUUCGUGAGGCAUCCGAGUCCGAGGACAGCGUCUCGACCAUGGCGCCCAAGCCGAUCUACAUCAUGCACUACCUUGCCCGUGCAAAGCCGGACGAGGACGAGCGGACGCUGAAAGUGCAGCACGUUGCCCGUGGCGUGUGGUACUACAAGAUCCCCCAGGUCGACGAGAGCAGGUCCCAGAAGACGUGGCUCGAGUGGCGGCAGAGCGCGCAGGAGUUCGUGGACGGCGAUACCGAUAACCGCAAGUACAUCGUUCCGCUGCGUACCAGCCGCGGCAAGGCUGGCGGUCUGAACUUCGUGGAGAACUAUCCACGGCGGCGGAUCUCUUCGACUACUCCUGCAGGCAGGAAAUGGAGGAAGUGCGGCCCGAGGCAGUGGAUGGUGAGCAGCCGCCUGAAGAGAGGUUCAAGUACAGCCUCUUUGGAAUCGCUGAUGCCCGCCAUCAAUUCCAGCCCGACUUCAUGCAGGAGACAAUCCCCUUCUUUUUCAUGAAGAAGUCCAACAAGGUGAACCCCAGAGUUGCCUUCACCCAGUGCCCGCAGUACUUCCCCGAGAUGCCCGACGAGGUUGACUACCUGGACACCAACAAUUCAAACUUCUUCCGCAUGAACUGCAUGUUGCGUAAUUGCUGCGGCGGCGUGUCUUCCUGUGGUACUGGCGGAACGUGGCUCAUCCGUGACAGGCGUGCAGGUAUCAAGGGUACAAACAGUAUUUGGGAGAUGGACUCCAUCGAGUGGCGCCGCCAGGGCUUUCAUCAAAUCUUCGAGCACCGCUUCUUCCACGAGAGUUGCAAAGUUGAAGACACAGCGUCCAGUCUUGACCGCGUGGUUAAGGGUAAGCACUCCCAGUACAUCAACAGGCGCCUCGCCUACGGCAUGGCCAAGGAUCCAGUUGACUACUUGGCCGCAGUACAGCGCUGGGCAGAGGGUGGCGUCGUCCUCUCGUUGCAGACCUUUAUGGGCUGCGAGCAGGGCAUCCACAUGAUUUGGAUGACAUUCCUUCUCUUUCUGAGCUUCCUGGGGUCCCUGCUAGUUAUGGCGUAUGGGUCCUACGCACCGCUGUUCCGCCUCAUCAGUGAGACGCUGCUGGGAGACGACUCGUUGCUGACAUUCUACCAGGACUUUGCAAACGCUCAGGCGGAGUGGUGCGUGCAGAACGGGUUUGCGAUUGCCUUCGCUCAGGCGCAGUGGCUGGAGAUAUUCUUGCAGGUGGAGCUGUGGCUUACCUUGGUCUUCAUGUGUGUCGUUGUCAUUAUGAUAGUAACAACGAUCUCUUACAUGUUUCACCACACCACGUGUGGCGGCCGUAAACGGAAGCAGCGCCGGACCCGGUUUCCAGUCUCUAUGGCGCAGUGGGCACGCCUUGCCAUCACCAUGGACAACCUUACGUACUUCCUGUGGUUCUGGACGGCGUUCUUCUGGGUGUUCUUCAACUACUACACGGUCUUCUUCCCCAAGACUUACGUCUUCGAGCCACAGGGUAUGAUGGUCUUCUCUUGGAUUGUCCAAGCCUUGAGCUGGUCCUUAGUUAUAUCUGCGACCAUGAGGUAUAGGAUGGAUCAGAGCAUGGCAGCCAACGAGGUGUUCUUCCUGAGCCUUACGAACAUCUGGCGUACCACCCAGCUGUUCUACAUUACCGCCCCGCUCACACUGUACUCGAUCCUUAUGGGAAUUUCAGACUUCCUGAAGAAUCGGAUGCUUGGCAUUGACAUCAGCUACUGGGUGGGAGGAGAUCGUGGUGCGGUCUCGAAGGCCAUCACUCAGUACUGGACCCUGCUGCUGGUUUUUGGCGGCAUCAUCACCAACAUUCUGUUCUGGGUUGGCUUGACGCCUCACGCCGAGUUCAUCAACAUCCUCAUUGUCACGUUCAUCGCCCUGGAUGUGCUGCAUCCCUGCUGCUUCCUAUGGUUCGGCAACAGUCCCGAGAACCUCCCAAAGGCGCCAGAGUGCAAGGAACCGCCGCUGAGGUGCAUUGGCGCGGACGCGUGGAACGGCUUCAGGCGCAGUUUGCAGCUCAUGGUGUGCCCCGCCUUUUACAGGAACUGCGUGCGGGCCGUCGUGUUCCACCGUCGCACCUCCUUCUUCAUCCGCUGGAUCGGACCCGUGCAGAACGUGAUGUUCCCGGUCCUCACCUAUUUCAUGCCUGAGCUUGCAAUCAACCAGGCGCUGCUGCUGCUGGCCUCCGUGAAGUGAGGCGGUCGCACCCUUCCUCCUACUCCUCGUGCUCCUCCCUCCCCCGUCGCCCCUCCCUUGGACAUCUUCGAGCCGUGGCCCGCCCCUUCUGCUGGAGCUCACCCUGUAGUCUUGGCCUCCUCUGGCUGCCUUGCCCGCGCGCUGCACCGCACGCGCGCGCGAGAUUAUCGCAGCCGCUUCUCGGCGGCCAGCCUAAGGGGCCGCUUCUGGCCCUGACGCUAA